AAGCAAAAAGUUUUUCCUUCUCAUUUUGUUCCUUCAACCGGGCAAUGACGACAAUCACAUGGAAUCACCCUCCUCCUAUUUAAUUGAGCUGAUCGGCGGAAGAGACUGUCCGGCGACUGUGGCUGCAACGAUGCGCCACCGAAGAAGCGGCCAUCAACGCCGAUUAUAGGAUGAACCAGCGACCCAGACCCACCAGAUCGCCGCCAGAUUCUCAUGCCCAAAACCCCCUUAACCUAGCCCUAGCAUCCCCCAAAAUGGGCCGCAAAUCGCUCCUCAAACCCACGCUCGCCACCGCCUUCGUCCUCAUCGCCUGCUACGCCCUCUUCAACACCUUCGUUUACCCUAGCCCUUCCAAGCUCGACGCCGACACUGCCUUUGUUUCCCGGGAAAACAACGCCAUCGGUUUUCCCGCGAAUUCUGGCCCCGUCAUGGUCUACAUGUACGAUCUCCCGAGAAAGUUCACGUACGGGGUGAUAGAGAGCUACGCGAUGGCCCGAGGGGGCCUGAAAGCUCCGGUGGACGACGUUUCCGAGUUGAAGUACCCGGGCAACCAGCACUCGGCCGAGUGGCAUUUGUUCGCCGAUUUGAACCGCAACGACCUCUCCGGUUCGCCAAUCACUAGGGUUUUCGAUCCCGCCCAGGCCGACCUCUUCUACGUGCCUUUCUUCUCGUCGCUAAGCUUGGUAGUGAAUCCGAUCCGGCCCGCUGCUUCCGUGGCCGGCGAUGGUCCAACCUACAGCGAUGAGGAGAUGCAGGAGGCUCUGAUCGAGUGGUUAGAGGGGCAGCCCUACUGGAAGAGGAACAAUGGCUGGGACCACGUGUUCAUAUGUCAGGACCCGAAUGCGUUGUACAAGGUGGUCGAUCGGGUCAAGAAUAGCGUGCUUCUUGUUUCGGAUUUCGGGAGGCUGGCCCGAGCUCGGGCCUCGUUGGUCAAGGAUGUGAUCUUGCCUUACUCUCAUAGGAUCAGGACCUUCGAUGGGGAUGUUGGUAUUGAGUCCCGGAAGUCUUUGUUGUUCUUCAUGGGGAACCGGUAUCGGAAAGAGGGUGGGAAAAUUCGUGACUUGCUUUUUCAACUACUUGAGAAUGAAGAAGAUGUCAUUAUAAAACAUGGUACACAAUCCAGAGAGAGUAGGCGUGCAGCUUCGCAGGGAAUGCAUACAUCAAAGUUCUGUUUGCAUCCUGCUGGUGAUACUCCAUCGGCCUGCCGACUCUUUGAUGCUAUAGUGAGCUUGUGUGUUCCAGUAAUAAUUAGUGAUUAUAUUGAGUUACCGUUUGAAGACAUCAUAGAUUAUAGAAAAAUUGCAGUCUUUGUAGAUUCAGAAUCUGCUGUAAAGCCAGGCUACUUAAUUAAAUUGCUCAGGCGAGUAAGCACAAGGACAAUUCUGAAAUUCCAACAGGAAAUGAAAGAGGUGAAGCGAUACUUUGAGUACGAGGAUCCAAAUGGAACAGUGAAAGAAAUCUGGCGUCAAGUCUCUCUAAAACUCCCACUCAUCAAACUGAUGAUCAAUCGCGACAAACGUCUUGUGAAGAGGGACUUGCCUGAUCCAGAUUGCUCCUGUCUCUGUUCGAACCAGUCAGGAAUCCGCACCACACUGUGAUGCUUCUUGUGAAUACUUUAAUGACAGAUGAAGUUUGAAGGUCUGUUUCUAUUCUCAGAGAAAAUAUGAGAUACUGACUUUAGAGCCACCAGAAAGUAGACAUCUGAUUGUAUCAUGGCACAGAAGUAUUUGAUUGGGCUCAUCUGCUAUUUAUUGUUGAAGAACUGAAGGUAUUGCCCCUGCCCUCGAAACUACACAGCAUCAUUUAUUCUCUCGAGUUUUUUGGUAGAAUAAAUUUUUUUUUUGGGUAUUCAUUUUCACUGUUGUUGUCUACUACAUACUAUCUUCUGCAUUUUUUAAUGCUGAGGGUGAUAAUGGGGAACAAAACAUUCAUACCUUUCUACUUGUUGUAACUAAUAGAGCGGCAUACAUGGCUGCAUUAAAAGAGAUCAGGCAGGUUCUGUAUGCCGAUGCCUCUCUUUCCCCCAUGUUUACUACUACAAAGGGCAUGUGAGGUCUAAUAAAAUAGGUGGUGGGGUUAUCCAAUUUUACUCA
Molecule: messenger RNA, 2093 nt
Organism: Diospyros lotus (date-plum)
Lineage: Eukaryota; Viridiplantae; Streptophyta; Magnoliopsida; Ericales; Ebenaceae
Product: probable arabinosyltransferase ARAD1
Exons: 3
Coding region: 171-1598 (475 amino acids)
Molecular function (GO): glycosyltransferase activity
Source: RefSeq, a predicted model, not a curated record